Messenger RNA from Mesorhabditis belari, 1443 nucleotides. The record is from the annotation of a GenBank genome assembly. NCBI's taxonomy places the organism in Eukaryota, Metazoa, Nematoda, Chromadorea, Rhabditida, Rhabditidae.
AUGACAGAGCCGCCAAAAUCGAGGAGUUUAAAUUUCACUCUCGAGGAACUCCUUGGACUCACACUAAAAGAAAAUGGCGGUGAAAGUGUUCGGACGGAAAGCAGCGGACGGCCGCCAACACGUCAUGGAAGGGAGUCAUUGUCACAAGCACCUGAAAGCUCUUCGACAUCAACGCGACGAUCGAGUGAACAAAAUGGAGACUUCUCGCUUCGUGAAAUCGAGCAAAAGGAGAAUGGAGCUGAUGAGGAAUUUCUCAAUAAAUUAAAUUCCCUUCGACGUCGUUCUCUCGUGAGCACAAAAUUGCCAGCUGAAGGAGAUCAUCGCCAAAUUCCUUUACGAACUCCGAUCGAAGAAAGCCAAGAAUUCCCAGAGCUUUCACUUGACUUCCGCAACUCUCAUCAAACUACGAUAAAAGCAUCUCGACCAAGCACAAGUGAAAGCACGCACACGUUCAAAGUUGAAGAGGAAGAAAAAACGACACCAAAAGCGGAAACGAAUGGAAAAAGUGUGAAAAUGAAUGGAGCUGCUGAAAAAGCUGAAAAAGCAACUAAAGAUACACCCAAACGAUUCACAUCCUCUUUGACGGGUCCUCCAAAUCCCGGUUCUGCUCAUGAGAGAUGGCUUCGGCAAAAAAUCGAAGCUGAAAGAGAACGAAAAAUAAAAGAAAAGGAAAAAGCAGAAAAGAAGAAAAUCGAAGAUAUUGAAAGGAAAAAAGAAGCAAAGAAAUUGUUUGAGAAAUGGAAAAAUCAUUUUGAAGAGAAAUUGAAAGCAAGAAGACAGUCUGAGAAGGAAAAAAGACAACUGGAGAAGCAAGAGAAGGAGGAGCAGAUGAAAGACGCGGACAAGACAUAUCAAGCUUGGAAAAGGGAUAAAUUGGAAAAAGAAAAGCAAGAAGUAAUUGAAAAUGGGAAAAAGAAAGAAAAGUUGCAAGUACGAGAGAAGCAAAAAGAUGAGGAAAGAGCGCUUAAACAUAAAGAAGCACAAUCUGCAUUUGAGGCUUGGUGUAGAGAAAAACGAGAACAAGAGGAAAACGCAGAAGUGAAGCAACGCGAAGAGAAGGAUUUGAAUAGUCGACGGAAAGAGGCGGAAAAUGAAUACAAAAAGGCUUUAGCUGAUGAAGCCUAUGCAACUUGGUUACAAUUGAAGGAAGAAGAAUUUGUUUUUGAAAAGACCUCAUUGGCGGAGGGAAUGCUCAUCCGAUCAGCUUCAUCAAUUCCCUGGGUUCCACCUUCAAACACCGUUCCCCGUACUUUCACACCGACCAAUCGCCCGAGAAGACGAUCAUUGGAUGCUCCUCGUCGAUCAAUUCCCUCUCAUCGUGCCCCAUUCUCCACCCGUUUUGGCCUUCAUCCAAUCCCUCCUCCAACACAAACAUCCACUAAAUCAACCACUCGCCGUGCUCAGUCAGCGAAAAAUUUUCGAAUCAUUCGCAGUUUUCUAGUC